UCGGAUUGCCCAUUGGGCUUAGCAAAAUUUGGCGGGAUAUUAAUAUUAUUUAAAGGUUUGUAAGCGUCUGCCAUUCGACGGUAACUUAAAGAACCGAAAAAAGAGAUCUUUUUAUGGGAUUGACUGCCUUAUCAAUUGUUCUUGUUUUCAUUUUAAUGGCAAUGGGAUUAUCGGCAUAGUGUUCGACCCUGUUGCAGCGCAAACUUAGCUGUUGGGCCUAGGCAAAAGGCCCAUGACUGAAGUUUGACUCUGGAAUACUAUUGCUGUUUAGAACAUUGCCGAUUUUCACAUUUUCCGGACAACAACUUGAAAAUCAAGAAAUGAUAAUGUAAUUGGUAAACGUAAAAUGAACAUGGAAAAUGACCCAUCAUACGGUGUUAUGAAUGCCUACAAUGUAGACGGCAAGCCGAUUCGAAUUCAUAAAACAACCAGCAAGUUGUUUUCCAAUACCAAAGUUGAGGUUAUAUGCAGAUGUGAUCAGUGGGUGAAGAAAUUGGGACCAUUCAUUGAUAAAAUUUUGAUUUUGUCACUUCUUGCUUUAUUUUGCCUAGACAGGCUUUUAGGUAUUCAGGUUCAAGAAAGUUUUUGGCUCAUUGUCUUUCUUUUUUCAAUACUGCUUUAUGUUUACUUUCACUACUAUUUUAUACUAGAAGAGGAAAUCAUCUGUGUGAAAAACCUUGGAGUAGAAGUUAUAACUAAGACUAUCACUGGCAGAACUGCUGAAGAGUUUAUUCCAAAUUUGCAGAUAGCUGAUGUUGUAAUAAAUGAAGUUAUUCACAUGCAAAGAUUCAUCUAUGCACUUUUUAUAUUGAUUGGUGAUACCGAUGCUGCACAAAAUUACCACAAAGAUGGUUAUUCAAAAAUCAACAGAGUUAUUACAUUUUUCAAGUUUACAAAGCCACGUCUUCAAGAACUAAAGGAAAUCCUUAAUGACACACGAACAAUUCUUAUAUGUGACCACUGUGUUCAGGAAAGUGAUGAGAUGUAUGGUAGUAACUAAAAUAAUAUAGAGUUGAAGAACUGAAACAUUUCAAAAUUGUAUCUUAAAUACAUAUUGGUAUUAAAAAUUUUAGACCGUAAAGAAAUGUACAGAACCAUAACAAAAAACAGGUUGCCAUUUUUAAAGAUAUAUUUUUUACCUGCCAAAAUCACAGAAUAAUGUAUCAAAAGCUGAGUGAGCAUUGGGGGAGGAUUUCGAAAUAAUUGUGUGUUCAAAUUUCUGUUAAAUAUCAUUUUAUGUUGCAUUUUCUGCCCAGAAAAUACACAUUUAUCAAAUACAUUUGCUUUGCUGAAUACUGUCUAUGAAUACAGAUACUGUCUAUACCAGUGUAUAGGUUGACCAUGUGUGCAAGUUGUCACCUUUGAUAAUCUGAGACAGAAAACUUUAAGCAAGAUAAUAAAUAUAAAAAGCCUAAUUUAAGGUUUGAAACCUUGACUUAAACAGCAGUAUUUAAGAUACUGUUAAAGCAGGUGAUCAAUUUCAAUAAAUUGCAGAAAAAACCUAGCUUACCCAGUUAACGUUCCCACACUGGAGUGCCCCCUGUAGUAAUUAAGUACAAAUCUAUGGUAAAUUUCUCCUGUCUCCAGUCACCUUCUUUGAGUUGGACAGGUAAAAACAAUUUUUCUCAGUUCUAGAAAACAUUUGGUAAUUC
This is a messenger RNA of Rhopilema esculentum, 1652 nucleotides long. RefSeq lists its product as uncharacterized. The record is from RefSeq and is a predicted model, not a curated record. Lineage: Eukaryota; Metazoa; Cnidaria; Scyphozoa; Rhizostomeae; Rhizostomatidae. Gene Ontology annotation, cellular component: glycosylphosphatidylinositol-N-acetylglucosaminyltransferase (GPI-GnT) complex. Gene Ontology annotation, biological process: GPI anchor biosynthetic process.